CCAAGACGAGAAGUUUGCUUAAACGAGAGAACCACACAAAUGUAGAUCAAAGGAGGAAAAUCGAGCGCUUUGGUCAUAGAGGAAAGGGAAAACUUGGCUCUGAUCUCUGCAAUCAUUGUCUCAUUUAAAAAUGUCUGCCUCUCCGGACCCAGAUGGGGUGCUUCGUUCUUCGAAAGGGCGAGAUAAUUUUCAAAGGAUGGCACGGAUGUUGAUAUGUGGAGGUACUGUACUAUUGAGGGAGGUUUUUGACACGAGAUGUCCACCAAGCAAUCUUCCCACAACACUUCAGAAUCCAGCCACAGUGAAGCUUCUUAAGGCGGCAAAACUCACCAAACCACAGUGGGACUGCCUAUACCCCUCCCCGGGGGUGUAUGGAAAGUCUACAGAUUUUGAUAUAACUCUCCUUUUCCGGUUGCUGAGGACAAUAUGCAGCCUCACCCCUCCUACUGCGGGCUGGGAUUGUUUACCUGCAGGUACAGAUCACAGCUUUGAAGCCGAUUUAGCAAGAAUUAAAUACUACCGCAAUUUGGUAUAUGGUCAUGUGAACGAGAACAUGGAAAUAACUGAUGAUGAGUUUUUAGUUUUUUGGAGAGAAAUUAGCGAGGCUCUGGUGAGAAUUGCGGGUCAAUUCAGCCCUUCAAAGGCAACAGAAUGGCAGAAUGCUAUUGAUGCAUUUUUAGAAGAUCCCCUCACUGUGGAAGACAAGAGACAUGAGCAGGAAUUGCAGCGCUGGUAUCAGAACGAUACAGAAGUAAAAGAAAUCAUAGAAUCUUCAAUGAAACAUUUGCAGAAAGAAAUCGAAUAUUUAGGACAAGAAGUUCGAGAUGAAGCCCAAUGUAUUAGAGAUCACCUCGGAGGGGAAGUGAAAACCACGACCCAAGAAGUACAGCGCUUAGGACAAGAAGUCCGAGAAGAAGCCCUUAGCAUUAAACAUCAGCUUGGUGAGAAAGUAGAAUCUACAGCCCAAGAAGUGCAGCGCUUGAGCCAAGUGGUAGGAGAUGAAGCCCAAGGCAUCAAAGAUCAAUUAAAAAUGUGUGGCCGACGCAAUUCCUCUGCUGGAGUUAAAAUUCGAAUGCAGAUUGAUUGUGAGACCAUCCCAGACCCGCGACGAGAGACAUCAGGGACAGUGACCAUAGCAACUCAGGGUACCCAGGCUGGUGACAAGGAGUUGGCAGUUACUGGAACUUCAGGAAGAACGGCUCUAGACACACAGGAUACCCAGGCAGGAAGGCUCGAGAAGGUAGUUACUGGAGUUAAGCGUAAGGCAGAGGAACCUCCUGCCUCCGCUGGUCUACAACUAGCAGGAAAGACAGAAGGCGUCGAAGAGGCAGGUGUUAAAAGCGAUGUCGUACCCAACGCACAAGAAGUUAUGAAUUUCAUCGGACUCAAGUAUUUCAAGGUGGUUGACCCGACUAAACAAGAGGAACUAAAUGGUUUUCUAAAGUAUAUGACAGAUGUGCGCAAAGUUCUAGUCCUGGAUGCUCAGACAGGAAGUUUGAUAUUAACAGUACUCUGUACUUCAUUGGAGAUACUGGAUGCUCUGUGGCACGACUAUUGUACAGGUCACCUGAAUGACAUGGCACAGAAAUAUCUUGUGACAAAGGACGUUCUGAAGGAGUUUGACCUGACUGAGCUGAAACUGACAACAGCUAUUCAGAAGGAGGAUUAUAUGGCUGCACGAAAGUUCUUUGUGCAGGGUUCAGAUCAUGGUUUGACAAGUAGCAGCAGUAUCUCAAUCGGCUCAGAAUCGACAUCCUGUGAAAAGCUCCACAGUAUCACACUAGGAACUCUAAAGAAAGUUUCAGUUGACUUACCGGAGAGUCGACUUCAAAACAGUAAAGGAGUCCCGGACGAUAUCCGUGAUCUCAAGGGGGAAUUGGAGGGAGCUCUUCUUCCUAAAACGUUCUCAAGGCUAUCACGACAAAUCGGGAAAAUCCUUAUUCAACCACAAGUUGGAAAUACGAUCACUUUGGAAGGUUCGAAUUCCUUAGACACCAUAGAGCAAGUAAAAUCGAGAAUUCAUGUGAUGAAAGGAAUCCCACCAGAACAGCAACGUCUCAUCUUUUAUGGUAAACAACUGGAAGAUAACCGUACUUUAGGUGACUACAAUGUUACGAAAGGAGCGCGUUUGCACUUGAAGUCAAGACUUCGUGGUGGCAUGCUUAUCUAUGUUAAGACUCUUACUGGUGAGACUAUCACUUUAGAAGUAGAACCAUCAGAUUCGAUCGAGAAUGUGAAAACAAAAAUUCACGACAGAGAAGGAAUCCCACCGGAUCAGCAACGUCUCAUCUGUGCUGGUAAACAACUGGAAGAUGGCCGUACUUUGAGUGACUACAAUAUUCAGAGAGAAUCUACUUUGCACACGGUUUUAAGACUUCGUGGUGGUAUGCAAAUCUUUGUUAAGACUCUUACUGGUAAGAUUAUCACUUUAGAAGUGGAACCAGCGGAUUCGAUCGAGACUGUGAAAAUGAAAGUUCAAGACAAAGAGGGUAUUCCACCAAGCCAACAAUAUCUGUUCUUUAGACGACAAGAACUUCAAGACCACAAAACGCUAGGUUGUUACAAUGUUCAAACGGAAUCAACCUUGCAUUUGCGACUAGAGGACGAACUUGGUAAAAUACUUAUUCAAGUGGAGUUUCCCAAAGGAAGAAAAAUUUAUUUUGAUGUUUUACCAAGCGAUGACUUUAAAAGCGUGAAAAGAAUAAUAUAUGAUAGAGAAGGGAUUCCAAUCGAUCAACAACGCCUCAGCCUUGUUGGCAAAGAAAUUAAAGUCGACCACCGUCCUUUGAGUGAGUAUGACAAUCAGAUUGAAUUAGCCUUGCGACUGGAUGUGAAACAACAGAAUGAAGGUUUCCUACUUCAUUUGAAGACACAAUCUGGAAAAACAAAGAUCACAAUGGAAGCAGUGUCUGGAGAUACCGUCCAAGAUGUGAAAAGGAAAACAAUGGAAGAGAUAGGAAUACCGGCAAAUCAGCUACAACUCAUGUUUGACGACCGGGAACUCGAGGAUGAACAACGCACUUUGAAAAGCUACCACAUCACUAGCGACUCAACCAUUGAACUGCUAAUCAGAAGAACACAAGGCAACGCUAUGCACAUUUACGUGAAAAUGCAGAAUGGUAUAAGAGUUGUAGUUGAUGUAUCACCGGAGGAUACCAUCACAGAUUUAAAAGAGAAAUUAAAAGAAAUGAUAGGAACUCCAGUCAACAAGCAGUUGAUCACUUUCGGUGACACAAAACUCGAAGGUGACAAGAAACUGAAUGAUUUCGGUGUAGAACAUGGCUCAACAGUUUUUCUGAUCACCAGCUCCGACACUCACAAGAAGUGCAUCGUAAUGUAAAUAAAUUGCACCAGAUUGUUGUGCUUGAUUGGAAAAACGAACAUGUUUGACAGCUCCAUAAAAAAAUACUAGACAGACUUUGUCUCAACCUGGGAACAAGUUUGUGUUCUACUUGUGAUGUUUGAAUGAACCUUUUCAGCCCGUUGAGUAGAGCUGACCAUGUAUAUACCGCUGAUCACCGACAAUUCCUGAGCCUGCAUUUAGUUCUAAGAUGGCCAAUCAGGCUAAGUUAAUUUCCUUGCACUUAGCUGAGCUGUUGUGACUGGAGACAUUCAGACCAUCUUAACAUUAUCAUAGCUUACCCUAAGCAGGAGCUAGUGUCUGAAAGGCUCUCGAAACACAGAUCAAAAUGGUAGUUUAUGAACUUGUUUCUCUUGCCUAUAUUACGAAGGAAUAGGAAUAUCGCUGUUAAAAAAUGGAACUAUUUUUCCUUAAGAAUUUUCAUUUAUCGAGAAGCAUCUAGAUCUUGAAGCAUUUAAAAGAUGUAGGAAUGUACUUUACAAUAACCUUUUUACAGAGAGACAUUUGUACCGAUAACAUUUACCUAUAUUAAUUUCUGAGUCUCCAGAUAUCACCAGGUAAUUAUGUAACAAUCGUUUUGCCUUAUGUGACAGCCUUAGUCUCUUUUGCAACCUUUCCACAGGAUGUCACACCAUUCUUUCUCGCGUGACAUGCGAAGAAGGCUGUUACAAUUACAGUCUUAUUUCAUAAAUUAUUCAUCAGAUUUCGUCAUAAAUGAGUAACAGUUCGCAGCUGUUUUAAGGCUAAGUUGGAAAUUAGCAGAACAGAUCUAAUCUUUUGAAAAAAUUUUAAAUUCUCGACAAUUUUGGUCAUUUCAAAAGUUACUGCACAAAAUGAUAUCUCAGAAGGAAUUGUAGACGACAACAUUGCAGAAAUAGAUCCAUGAGGACACGUCGUUGACGAACAUUUAGCAAAAUAUAGUUGCGGACCAUAAGACUCAACAAGUUAUUACAGACUGACGAUAUUAACGAUUGAGGCUUUUUCAAGAUAUGCCUUUAUAAAUUACGAAAUAAGGGAA
Stylophora pistillata is the source of this 4379-nucleotide messenger RNA. RefSeq lists its product as uncharacterized. The record is from RefSeq and is a predicted model, not a curated record. Gene Ontology annotation, molecular function: protein binding. NCBI's taxonomy places the organism in Eukaryota, Metazoa, Cnidaria, Anthozoa, Scleractinia, Pocilloporidae.